AUGUCGGAAACCUAUUUCAACCUAGGGUCCUACCAUUGCCCUGUAACAACCAGUUCCCCUCAGGCCCAGGCAUGGUUCGACAGAGGCCUCAUCUGGAGCUAUGCAUUCAAUCAUGAAGAGGCCAUAGCAUGUUUCCAACGAGCCAUCGAUGCCGACCCUACCUGUGCAAUGGCAUACUGGGGUCUAGCCUACGCGAUUGGUCCCAAUUAUAACAAGCCAUGGGGCUUCUUUGACGAGAAAGAGCUGAAGCAAGUCGUAUACCGAGGCUAUCAUGCUGCCCAAUCUGCCUUGGCUCAUAUUGAGCAAGCCUCGCCGUUGGAGGCAGCCUUUGUAAAAGCUAUUCAAGCCCGCUAUCCGGACGAAGUGCCGGUCAAGACAUUCGAAGAAUGGAAUGCGAGUUUCGCGGAGGAAAUGAAAAGUGUGCAAAGGGACUUCCCUCAGAGCCUUGACGUCGCGACUAUCUAUGCUGACGCCCUUAUGAACCUGAAGCCAUGGCAAUUGUGGAGCUUAGAAACCGGGGAACCUACGGAAGGAGCGCCGACACUGGAAGUCAAGCAGAUUAUCGAUGAUGCUUUAGCAGGGAUCCCCGGCGCCCUCGGGCACCCUGGGCUGUUGCAUCUCUAUAUUCAUCUCAUGGAGAUGUCACCCUCGCCCGAAUCUGCCCUUCCGAUCGCCAAUCGCCUUCGUGGGCUUGUGCCGGAUGGGGGUCAUCUGCAGCAUAUGCCGACCCAUCUCGACAUUUUGUGUGGGAAAUACGAAGAUGCUAUUACCUGGAACACUGCUGCUAUUGCAGCCGAUGAGAAAUAUGUCAAGGAGGUCGGGCCCCUGAAUUUCUAUACUCUCUACAGGUCUCACGACUAUCACUUUUGUGUAUAUGCUGCUAUGUUCUCGGGGAAGUUCCAGGUCGCGAUCGACACAACUGCAAAACUUGAGGCAUCGAUACCUGAAAGUCUACUGCGAGUCGAAUCGCCGCCAAUGGCAGACUGGCUAGAGGCAUUCUUGUCCUUAAGAGCACACGUCCUUAUUCGAUUUGGGCGCUGGGAUGAUAUCAUAUCGCUCCAAAUCCCCGAAAAUCAAGGACUCUACGCCAUGACCACGGCAAUUACCCAUUAUGCCAAGGGUGUUGCUUUUGCCGCGAAAGGAAAUGUUGAUGAGGCAUCAAACCAACAGCAGCUGUUCGAGCAGGCUGUUGGCCGGGUUCCGGAAUCACGCACCCUGUUCAAUAAUACAUGCUUAGAUAUUCUAGCCAUUGCGCGGGAAAUGUUGAAGGGAGAGCUGCUUUACCGCCAACGGCUGUUUGACGCGGCCUUCGAGAGCCUCCGCUCGGCUAUCCAUCUAGAAGACAAUCUCCCGUAUGAUGAGCCGUGGGGCUGGAUGCAGCCAACCCGGCACGCAUAUGGAGCUCUUUUGUUGGAGCAGGGCCACGUUGAGCAGUCCCUUGAGGUUUACAGAGCUGAUUUGGGCCUUAGUGAGACUCUUCCCCGAGCUCUACGGCAUCCUAACAAUGUAUGGGGUCUUCAUGGAGCGCACGAAUGUUUUCUGAAGCUGGGGCGUGAUGCGGAAGCUCGGGACCUUGAGCCUCUUCUGUCAAGAGCCACUGCUGGCGCUGAUGUUCCAAUCUACGCAUCCUGCUUCUGUCGUCGGGCAGACGGUCACCAAGGCAGUGUUACGUGUGGCGGCCGCAAUUAA
Messenger RNA from Penicillium chermesinum, 1689 nucleotides. RefSeq names its product TPR domain protein. Gene Ontology annotation, molecular function: protein binding. The record is from RefSeq and is a predicted model, not a curated record. The coding region runs from base 1 to 1689 and encodes 562 amino acids. Gene Ontology annotation, cellular component: intracellular anatomical structure. The transcript has a single exon. Lineage: Eukaryota; Fungi; Ascomycota; Eurotiomycetes; Eurotiales; Aspergillaceae.